CGCGAGUGUCACGAGCCUUUGUUCUUCGUCAUCACAUCUACAGAGCGCUUCCAGGGCUACAUGAGCUGCAUAGAAGGAUGCCUUCUACAGAACAAAGCAGUGCCGGGACGACGAAAGCGCCACCUCGAGCUUCGCUAGGCGUCGACCAAUGCUGGCACGUGGCUGUGAUAUGCGCUAUGACCACGUUUCUCACUAACGCAACAAUCAGGUCAUCAGGCUUUCUUUACAUAGGAAUUAUGAAUGAAUUUCAAGUGGGUCGCGGUGAAGCUGCAUGGCCAAUUUGUCUCAUGGGAGCCAUGGCCAAUAUUGCCGGUCUCGUGGCUGGUCCAUUAUGCCAGAAGUACACACCGCCGCCCGUUACCUUUGCGGGUAGCAUCAUUAUGUGCUGUGGCAUCGUCGCUUCAAGCUUCGCUCCAACCAUAACAUGGCUUACUGUGACUCAAGGAAUUGUGUUUGGUGUAGGAUCUGGCCUUGUCCUCAUGACACUCCCUUUAUACAUCAACCAACACUUCGAGAAGUACCGCGGAUUCGCCCUAGGCAUUACGUACGCAGGAUCCACAAGCUCCGCCUUUGUCUUUCCGAGGCUGCUGCUCUACCUCGAGGAGACUUACAAUUUCCGCAGUAGCGUUAUGAUUUUCGGUGCCAUUGUCAGUAAUGUCACCGCCGCUAGCCUCCUGCUGAAAGAGCCAUCGUGGAUACGGCGACAGCGAGUGGAAGACGCUUUGGCGUUGAAGCGUGCCAAAGAUAUCUAUACCAUUGAGAAAGAGGUCACGAAAGCGGCACUGAAUAGCACGUCAUUUGUUGAAACUUCUGGUGUGAAGAAUGUGAGGAACACACAUAGUGAUGAAAAAAACCCGCUGAAUCCCUGGAGCAUCCGGCACGGACUCACCGUACUGGAGAAUCCCAUGUUUUAUGCUGUGAUGCUGACGUACAUUGUGUUUGGUUACAACUUCGACGUCUUCAUGGCCACUAUCGUGGACUUUGCCAUCGACAAGGGCACAGCUUUGGAGGCUGCCGUGGGCCUCAUACCGUUGUUCUCAAUGACUGAUACGCUUGGACGCCUGUUCAUUCCUUUGCUGGUGGACAGAGGGCAUGUGACGCGUAGUUGCCUGGCAACAGUGACUUACCUGUGGAUGUCUUUCGUGCUCUUCGGGUUUCCUCUCGUGAGCACUUACUAUGAGAUUCUGGCCGCCUGCAUGUGCCUCUCCAUGGCCAUCGGUUGCAGUGUCACUAUGUACCCAGCCCUCAUGGCUGACUACAUGGGCCUUCAGCGGCUACCGAUUAGCUACGGUAUCGUUGGCACUGUGGCUGGCCCCCUGUUCUUACUUAAACCCUUAUUUAUUGGCUAUUUUCGAGACCACGUUGGUUGCUACAGCAAUAUGUACCGGUUUUUGUCCGGAGGCGUUUUCUUGUUGGGCCUGGUUUGGCUAGCCGUGUUCCUACGCGAGCGGCGCAAACGGAAGGAAUGGCAGCCGCAGCCCAUCGGAGCCACCGAUGCCAUCAUCGUCGCUGGCCACGCAAUUUACUGCAACCCAGGUUUCGCAGGCGCCGCCCACGGUCCCAGCGCUGGCUGUUGUACCGCGGACGGCGUGAAGAAAUUCGAUCUAGAAUGUGGAAAAGCCUGUAAAUAAAGUUCCCCAAAAUAAUUCAUCCUGUCUGAAUUACAGGCGUUCGCAAAUCUGAGAUUAUGACGACCAGAUCACUCGAUUCCAAAGCAUCGUUAUGAUGGCGUUUACUUAUAUUGGCUCCUCGUUGUCCAGGUAAAACAUAUUUAGAUUUGCAAUAUAUCCUGCUCGGCCUAGGCUUCAUUUCUGCGGUUAGAGUCAAGUGGUGACGGGGGAUUGUGUGCAUACAUAUUCUGUCUCGGGAUACUGAGCUUAAAGGGCCCCUCACCAGGUCUGGCCAUUUUGAGCUGACAGGCGCAGAGCAUACAUUGCGUGAUAAUGAUCAUCUCUGCAAAGUAUUACAUCGCUACCCGCCGCAGAAAGAUUCGAAAUUUAAAACCGAACGCCGUUUUUUCUUCUCCUCGCGGCCGCCGCUCUCCAAGCCGGAGGAUGACGUACUCGCGUCCCUGCGGCUACGUACUCGAGUCCGCAGUGUGAUCUCGCUCGUGGUCACACGUGACUUCAAGAAUUA
Dermacentor albipictus is the source of this 2136-nucleotide messenger RNA. RefSeq names its product monocarboxylate transporter 9-like. Gene Ontology annotation, molecular function: monocarboxylic acid transmembrane transporter activity. Gene Ontology annotation, cellular component: membrane. The record is from RefSeq and is a predicted model, not a curated record. Gene Ontology annotation, biological process: transmembrane transport. NCBI's taxonomy places the organism in Eukaryota, Metazoa, Arthropoda, Arachnida, Ixodida, Ixodidae.